Molecule: messenger RNA, 1179 nt
Organism: Talaromyces stipitatus ATCC 10500
Lineage: Eukaryota; Fungi; Ascomycota; Eurotiomycetes; Eurotiales; Trichocomaceae
Product: synaptobrevin-like protein Sybl1, putative
Exons: 2
Coding region: 110-877 (255 amino acids)
Biological process (GO): vesicle-mediated transport
Cellular component (GO): membrane
Source: RefSeq, a predicted model, not a curated record
AGCUCACAAUCAACGAAAGCGAACAUUGAUACCCAGGAAGUCUAUAUAAGUGUAUCCUAGAGCAGGCUGUACUAAUUAUUCUGCACGAGGAGUUAAUCGACAAUUCAAGAUGGCGUCGUCAUCUAGGCCAUCUAGCAGCCUUCUCUACUCUUGUAUAGCCCACGGCACGACGAUAUUAGCCGAACAUUCUUCUCCAGGAGCAUCAUCCACAUCCGCCUCAUCACUCGCAUCCAUCAUCCUCCCCAAAAUCUCACACGACAAACCCCAAAAACUCACAUAUACGCACGACCGACUGUUUGUACAUUACAUCGCCGACUCACCCUCCAGCCAAGAUGGUGGCAGCGGCAGUAAAAAUGGCAGUACCGAACCCGACUCCCACUCCUCCCUAAGCUACCUCGUCGUGGCAACCGCCGAACAAGGCCGACGCAUCCCCUUCGCAUUCCUCCUCGAAGCAAAACGGAAAUUUUUGUCUGCCUACCCACCAUCCACCACCGAUUUCUCCACACUACCAGCCUACGGCUGCGCGGCAUACAACUCCGAGCUUCGCGCGUUAUUGCAGCAAUUCAACACCGCUCCACCAUCAGAUUCACUCGCUUCUGCGCGCAGGGAGAUUGAUAGUGUACGGGAUAUUAUGACGGAGAAUAUUGAGCGGGUGCUUGAGCGGGGGGAGAGGAUUGAUUUAUUGGUUGAUAAGACCGAUCGCUUGGGCGGGAGUGCGCAUGAUUUUAGGAUGAGGUCGAGAGGGUUAAGGAGGAGGAUGUGGUGGAAGAAUGUUAAAGUUAUGUUUUUGUUGGGUGUUGUGCUUGUGUUUUUGAUUUAUUUGUUUGUUGGGAUGGGGUGUGGUUUGCCGAGUUGGGGGAGGUGUAUUGGGAAGUGAUUGACCCGAGUCUUGAGACUCGAAGGAGGAAGAGUUGGUGAUUGUGUAUAGCAAAUGUCUAGGUAUUUACUUGCAUGGAGUGAAUCGAACUUUGAGUAUGUAUUAUAUUCCACUAAACGCUAGUAUACUACGAUAUGUCUCUCAUCAUCAAACCCGUGAUAUCAUUGAAGUUCUCAAAACGAGUCUGCAGAUGAGCCAGUAACAAAAUUUGUGAUUCAUAUAGGAGUUACUGGGUGUUCAAUCUACGCCAGCCGUAUACCUCAUAAACCAUGAAAUUAUAGGUUAAUGCGGAGAUAUUCUGG